Molecule: messenger RNA, 2101 nt
Organism: Prosopis cineraria
Lineage: Eukaryota; Viridiplantae; Streptophyta; Magnoliopsida; Fabales; Fabaceae
Product: vacuolar fusion protein CCZ1 homolog B-like
Exons: 11
Coding region: 175-1755 (526 amino acids)
Biological process (GO): vesicle-mediated transport
Cellular component (GO): intracellular membrane-bounded organelle; Mon1-Ccz1 complex
Source: RefSeq, a predicted model, not a curated record
UGGCGCUCUGCGGUCUUGUGUGGACUGGAAGGUGAGACCACGCAAACAUAAAACGAUCGCUGAGGCUCUUCAUCCCGUCCAAAAAGGAAGAUCGAUGAGGCCAUCAAUCCUUCGCUUGCCGUUGCUUCUGUGAUUUCAGAUUGACGCUCCGCUCCUCUGAUACUGGAAAGGACAAUGGGUUUAUCAUCUCCUGCUAUUUCCAAGGAAGCCAUUCAAUUAUGCGUAUUUGAUUUGAGGAGAGGACAGCAUGAAGGGCAAGAGCUGGAUAAGAUUUUGUUUUUCUUCCCAGCAGAUUUGCCCUUCUCAAAACAACUUUCCGUUAUUGGGCUUAGUGAAGGACUGAUUACAUUUACAAGAAUUUUCUCUCCAGAGGCUGCAUGUGAAGUCAUUGAAGCAGAAAGACAUUCUCACAUCUUUUAUGAGGCAGAACCAGAUAUAUGGAUGGUGAUGGUAAUUGAGAAAAAUAAUGAUGCAGAACCUAUAUGGCGGGAUGAUGCAUUGAGAAAGGUUCUCAAAGAAAUACAUUCGCUUUUUGUUAUGUUUCAUGGAACUGUAAGGGCUAUGAUUGAGAAAGAACCUAGUGGAGGACUUGUCAGACGUCAUUUGUAUUCUUUUGUCAUGGACUAUUUGAGGGCGUGUAAAAAGCGGUCUCCAUGGGAUAAUUGCUGCUGUGAUUUUCUUGUGGGGAAAAAGCUUCUUUUACCAUCAUUUCAUGACUGUUUGAAGGAACGAGGGACGGUGCAGAUGCUGUCAGUAGGUCGGGAGGCUGCUAUUGAGGUUCAGUCACUUGUUCGAGUGCUGGAAUCUUCAGCUGGAAACACUCCCUGCCAUUCAUUGAUUUUAUUUCACGAUCUGCUGGUGUCCACAACUCUCUCUCCUGAUGACACUGUAAACUUAUUUACAUAUGCUGUUCUAAGGUUAACCCCCCGUGCUUUGUCCUCUGGAGUAAGUUCCUGGUCCUACUUACGCAAAGGCAAUGCUGCAUCUAAUGCUGCUGCUGGAUCUGACUUGACCCAUCCAAGCUCUUUUUCAGAAAGCUUUUACGGCUCAUCUGAUAUAUCCCCAGGUGGGGAUAGUCACUAUCAUGUUGUGAGGCCCUUACAGCCGGACAAGUGGUCCAAAGGAAAAGAUGGUUACCUUGUCACUGAUUUAUGGGGUGCUGAGGUUGGUACAUGGGCAUUUGCCACUCCAACGGUUGGGUUGUCACAGACAGAGGAGAGAAUGUAUCUCUGUGCAUAUCAGCAUAGAAGCCUUACUUUGAUUGUUCUUCUUCCUGUAUCCUCCAUUAUUAAUGGGGAGCAAGGUGUGUCGGUGGCCAAGCAACAAAUACUUGAACAUUCAGCACUUAAGAUAUUGAAAGUUGAAGAGAAGCUAUCAAAAGGAUGGGGAGGUGAAAAUGCAUAUCAUGUCAGCGGAUAUCGCUAUUUAUUAGUGGAUGGUGACCGAAAUGUGUCCAGGGCCUCCCCAGCAGCAAAAGUUACCACUUUGACCAAGGAAUCUUUACUUUCUAUGAAUAAGCUUAGGCAAGAAGUUGAGUUGGAGAAGAGUAGAGCGAAGCACGAUGGCUCUGGUUGCGAGAAGGACCUAGAGAUGUGCAUUAGAGCAAAAAAUAAUGCCUGGGUUAUUGCUAGAGUGACAAGAGGGAAGGAGCUUUACAUGGUUCUAGAGAAAGCUAAUGAAACCCUUCUUUUUGCGUCCGAUGCUGUUGAAAGGUUCAGUAAUAGGUAUUGUGAUGGAGCUUUUUCUCUGGACUAAAACCGCUCUCUAUGGAGCUUGCAUAGCAUUCUCCUAACUUCUCCUUAUUGAGUCAUACUUUUCCACUGCUAAAUUUGCUAACAAGGAAGUUCACGAAAGAGUGAAGAAUCAUGCUCUGUUUGUAUGUACAUAAGUUUUGUUCUGGAGCACCAUUUGCGACCCGUCUGCACUAUAGAGAUGACUGACUGUAUAAGCCAUUCUUUUCAAGACGUUUUAUUUCGCAAAACGGGGGAGAUUCUCUCCUGGAUGUAAUUCUAGGAAAGAGCUUGCAAAUUGUAUCUUGAUUUAGGAUUUAGCUUUGUGGCUAGUUAAUUCUUUGAACUUAUGAUGGUCAUUCCGUGCUAAA